Haliotis rufescens (red abalone) is the source of this 3483-nucleotide messenger RNA. RefSeq names its product caspase-8-like. Gene Ontology annotation, cellular component: cytoplasm. Lineage: Eukaryota; Metazoa; Mollusca; Gastropoda; Lepetellida; Haliotidae. Gene Ontology annotation, biological process: apoptotic process; proteolysis. The transcript is spliced from 8 exons. The record is from RefSeq and is a predicted model, not a curated record. The coding region runs from base 162 to 1181 and encodes 339 amino acids.
GAUACAUUGAGUACCACGUGACUUAGCUGUAGUGAACAUUGGCGUUAGUUUUCGAAGUAGCGUCCUGUUCUCCGGGAAUAUGACACAUAGAGAUAUAAGGUGUCAGUUACCCAGAAGCUUGUGAAUAACCGAGGACACAGCGCGACAGAAACAAUAUCACCAUGGCAGACGGUUUCAAUAUAACAAUGGUAGCAGGAUCGGGGAAGGGUGACAAAUUCACAAUGGCCGGCGUUGUCGCUGGAGGAGUCAACAAUGAAUAUGAAAGUCCACCGAAGUCAGAAGGACUCCAAACAGAUCUGCCAAAGGCAACCAUAAACAUGACGGGCCCUGGGCAGGAUGCCCAAUAUAAGGACAUGAAGAUGUUGGGUUUUGUGCAAGAUGGGAUGGAUAACAAAGUCAGAUCUCAAGAAACCCCCGGCAGCAAUCAAGGUCAUGUUCCUCGUUUUACAAUGGACUCAAUCCCGAGAGGAUGGUGUUAUAUAUUCAACAAUAAGACCUUUGACGGUGAACCAACAAAAACGCGAAUAGGAACAAACAAGGACAGAGAUGAUUUGACAAGAGUGUGGAAAGAGCUGAAAUUUGAAGUGAAAUCGUUCGACGACCCCAAGGCUGGCGUUAUGGAAACGAAGAUUCAAGAACUUUCCAAAAUGGACCACAAGGCCCGUGACUGUGUCGUAGUGAUCUUCCUCACCCAUGGGCGAGAUGGCGCGGUGCAGGGAUCUGACAACGAGUGGCUGGAAGUCAGUACCAUCACAUCCUACUUCAAGGCGUCAGUGUGUCCGUCACUGGCCAACAAACCAAAGCUGUUCUUCUUUCAGUCAUGUCGAGGCAUAGAGAUUCAAAAAGCCGUUCCGGCUCAAGGUGAUGACGGCGGCAGCGCUCCUGCUGGAACAGAAAAAAAAAAUCCGGCUGACAAGAUGGUGGCUCCAGAGGCAGAUUUCUUCUUUGGUUUCGCAGCAGUGGCGGGGACGCAGGCUCUCAGACACCCCGAGACUGGUUCCUGGUUUAUUCAGGCACUUGUCCAAUCUCUGCAAGAUUCUGCAAAGAGUGAUGACCUGGAAAGUAUAAUGACGGUCGUUCGUGGUAAAGUGAACGACCAUCAAGUUGAAACAUUGAAAGGAGAGUUUCAAAGACAAACGGCUGAGGUGAGGACAACGCUGUCGAAGAAAGUGUACUUUUGAUCGGGGUUAUUCUAUGAUAAAUUGGACAGGCUGUUAUCAUUCGUCGAACCAGUCCGAUAAACUUGGUAUCAAGUGCCGAUAAUUAUAGAUAUGCAAACGAGGUCAGAAAGCAGGAAAUAAUACAUAAUGUUAAACACCAUGCACAGACACAAUCGGCUUAUGUUUUACUACAUUUUCCAAUAGGUUCAGACAGUGAUUGUGCGAUGCAUGGGUGAUUCUGUAGACAACCAUAUUUGCAAAUCAUAUGGUAUGAUAAAUAGGGCGUUUCACUCAAGCUUUGUAUUCAUACGCGAUUUCUAAAGUUAUUUCAUUGAUACAUUAAUACUAAUAUAUAAUAAAUAAAAAUACCAAGACGAGGAGUGUAUUUAUUCUCCUUUUAAAUCAAUUUGAGCAAUGAAAUAGGUGUGAUGAAAUUAACGUUGUGUUGUAAUAAUUAUUAUGUUGACAAUUGUAUCCGACAUUGGCUGUAUCCGCAUAGUGCUACAUUAAGGAUUAAGUUAAAAAAGGAAGAUGAUUUCUCAUUCAGUGAUAAAGUUUGUGUACAGUCUUUAUCAGGUGUCAAUGCGAGACAAACGAAAUUGUCACAUUUACAACAUGUCAUCCACUUAUUUGCAUUUAUCUUUGUGCGUCAUGGCUGUGGCUGUGGUUUCGCAGUCGCUUUGGUAAUGGUGCACAAAGUGUAAUACAAAUAUGACAGCUUUACAAACAACUUGAAAACUGUUCACAGAAACUCAAAAGAGGAUUUUUGUUACGAUCGUGGAGUAGUUUAAUAGAAUAGCAUCAAUGCAAAAAGCAUCCUGUAUCUUUACGUUUGUACAAACAUAUGCUUCAGAUCUUAAAUUUGUCAAGACUGGAACUUUCGCAUAGUGCUACAUUAAGGUUUAAGUUAGCAAGAAAGAUGAUUAAUUUCUCAUUCAGUGAUACAGUUUGAGUACAGUCUUUAUCUUUUGUUAAUGCGAGACAAACGAUAUUAUCAUAUUUAACAUGUGAUCCACAUAUUUGCAUUUAUCUUUGUGCGUCAGUGCUGUGGCUGUGGUUUCGCAGUCGCUUUGGUAAUGGUGCACAAAGUGAAAUACAGAAACUCAAAAGAGGUUUUUUCUUAAGAUCGUGGAGUAGUUUAAUAGAAUAGCCUCAAUGCAAAAGGCAACUUGUAUCUUUAAUUUUUCCAAAUUCAUGCUUCUUAAAUGUGUCGAAACUGGAGCUUUGUGUUGAGAAAAGAGUAAAUGUCGUUUCCUGAAUAUAAACAUUUUACCGUGCAAAUCAAAUGCAAAUAUAUGGUGCAGAUGAGUCAGUAGGCACAAGAGACAACGUAAACAAGCUUUGCUAUAGUUCAGGUCCAGUUCUCGUCAUUUAUAAGUUUAAGGGUAAGAUAACAUACGACGUUAGAAAUCACCUAUUAGAAGCAUAUUCUAACAUAAAUGGAUUAGUGCACUUAAAGAAAACGUCGCCUUUACAAACUAAGGUUUGACUGUCUGAGACACACAUUACUCACAUGAUUGUAAAUGUUCAAAUAAAUUCAUGUAAGUGUAUGUUGUUGAAGGUUAAUGUUAUAUUCGUCAUAGUUCUUAACAAUGGUAUCUUCGCAUCGACUAACUCUUAUCUGUACUCGUACUCGUGUACAAGUGUUUAGACAGGAGUAUUGAGUAGCGAAAAUAUUAACAAUAAGGGUAUGUUCCAAAUUAUAAAUAUUUCGUGUGGAAACUAAGUGUAAAUCUACCCGUAGGCUGGUAAAUGUCAUAUUUACAUUGCACCACUCUUGUUUUGCCUUGUAAAAAAAGUAAGAAAAGGUAUACGUUUAUUCAGGUGGCGUCGGGCUGUGGUGAUCAUUAUAUAUAUAACAGGUACGGUUAGAUCUGACAAACAACUUCUUUCUAUUACGUCUCAUAUCCUCCCCCAUCCCCAAUCCCCCUUCUUGAGUUUUCGAGUCAAGUUUUCAAAAAUGAAACUGCUGAACACGGUUCAAUGAGCACGUCUUAGUCAACACCUUGAAAACUGAGCUCACCGCCUGUUUCUUGUCUGUAUGAACAUGACUUAUGACAAAAAGUUAACACAAUAACGGGGCAUAUUCAAGGGGAAUAGUGUUACACCAUACACACACGUUUGAAUGAACCGUGAUGCUCCUCUGUGGAGAACAACUUCUUGUCAUAGUCCAUGACGACUUCAUGAAACGGCUUCACCUGUAAACAAUUGCUUCAAAGUCAUUCAAAUGUUCUUUACUUAAGUUUUUUUAACCUUGGACGAUCAGAUAUAAUCGUCCCGGCUGUAAAUAUAUCCUGUGCAGUCAAUAAAAUCUUCCACAGAA